AUGGCAUUCCUCCAACCCAAUACUCCUGUCCACAAUAGACUUUGUAAUAUCUGGCAACUUCAUUGUCCUGAGCUGCUCAAACCCAUCUGUAGAGCAGUUCAACGGUGUCUUCCUCGUACAACCACCUGUCCAGUCGUGGAAAUCCCAUGCUUCUUGAUCUCUCGCCUCAAACCCAUGUGCAAACACAGUUUGGUGAUGUGUCCAUGUCACACAGACCAUAAGCUCCACAUACAUUGUAUGAACCGCAUGUAUCAUGUGGUAAAACACGAUCCCUUAGUCGUUUACACAUUUGUUGUGGUUUUGGAACCCACGUAG
Messenger RNA from Arabidopsis thaliana (thale cress), 315 nucleotides. RefSeq lists its product as uncharacterized. The transcript has a single exon. The record is from RefSeq and is marked reviewed. The coding region runs from base 1 to 315 and encodes 104 amino acids. NCBI's taxonomy places the organism in Eukaryota, Viridiplantae, Streptophyta, Magnoliopsida, Brassicales, Brassicaceae.